Messenger RNA from Pneumocystis murina B123, 1209 nucleotides. RefSeq lists its product as hypothetical. The transcript is spliced from 5 exons. Gene Ontology annotation, biological process: mitotic spindle organization. The coding region runs from base 1 to 1209 and encodes 402 amino acids. The record is from RefSeq and is a predicted model, not a curated record. Gene Ontology annotation, cellular component: dynactin complex; cytoplasm. Lineage: Eukaryota; Fungi; Ascomycota; Pneumocystomycetes; Pneumocystales; Pneumocystaceae.
AUGGCACUAAAUGACAAGUAUUCUACACUUCCUGGUCUGGAUACGGGGAAAGAUGUUUAUGAAACACCUGACUUUGUAGAAGAUCAAUGGGUAGAAUCAUCUAUUCAGUUUGAAAGGGAAGAAACGCAGAAUGAAGACAUUAGUAAUGAUCGAUUGAAUCUUGGUCAAGCAAAAAACCGAUUUUUAAAGGAACAAGUGGAAGCAGAAGAUGUUGAUUUUUCAGAACGAAUUAGAGGAAAAAGUAGAAAGUCAUAUGUGACAAGAAACUUUCAUGAUUAUGGUGUUAUUGAAGAGACAAUUGAUGAAAAACUUGCACGUUUACGAAGAGAAUUGGAAGAAGUUAGAGAAGAACUGAAACACAGGAAAUUUCAGGAAAAUAAAAACGAAAAUGGACCAAUUAAUAAAAGUUUCGCAGAUUUGAGUGAAUUAGAUUAUCAAAUAGCCGAACUUGAAAAUCAGACAAAAAAGAGUGCAAUUGCAACGCUUUCUAGGAGAUUGGAGGAAUUGUCUCUUCCAGAAUCUAUAAAUAAUGAUAAUAAAGAAGUUGUGAUGGAAACGAAUGAAUCAUUAAAUCAGCCGUUAAAAUAUACGUUAAAUUAUAAUCCGUCUUACAAAGAAAAGCAUUUUGAACCAAAUUUAUCAGAAUUUGAAAACCGUUUAACAAUGCUUGAAAAAUCAUUGGGAAUUGAUCAUAUACAUUCAUAUAAAUUACAGGCACCAAUCUUAUCAACACUGUCUUAUUUAGAUAAGAAAAUUACCUUAUUGACAUCAAAUAAAAGCUAUAUUGAUUCAAUAACAAAAAAAGUUAAGGAUUUAGUAGCAGAAAUGGAAAUUUUGCAUGAAAAAAAAACAAAAAUGGAUUCUGAAACAUCCGAAUUAAAUACUACUUCUCAAGAAAAAAAAAUUAAUGCUUUAUAUGAGAGUUUGGAAAUGAUAGAAAGCAUCUCCCCUAUUCUUCCAAAUCUUUUAGAUAGAUUAAAAGCUUUACGUAUUAUUCAUGCUGAUGCUGCUGCUGUAACAACUGGACUCAAGGAUUGUACACAACGACAGCAUAUUAUUCAAGAUGAGAUGAUAGAAUUAAAGGAAACUCUUCAAAAAGUUGAGUCUGCGAUGAAAGAAUCAAAAAUGACAAUUCAAUCUAAUAUGAUAGAAAUUGAAAAUAUGGUUAAGGAACUUGAACAAAAGGUAGAUCAUUUUGAAAAUAAAUAA